UGGUCCUUCUCCGCGUGGUCUAGACAUUAAAUUGCAGCAACACACCUUUUAUAGCGUUUAUAUAAAAAGCAAACAAUACCCUCAAAACUUUACACGGGAAAACCUCUAGCUGAAUAUCAUCCUUUAAAAAAUGCUUCACAUUCUGUUUCUGGUUGCUCUCCUAUUCUCCUCAUCCUCUCAUGCAGCAGAUUUCUGCGUCGCCAAAUUAAGAGGUGCAGGCAAUCCUUCAGGGUAUGCCUGCAGGAGCCCCGCUAAUGUCACAGCUGAUGAUUUCGUGUUCAAAGGUCUAGCCGCAGCCGGUAAUACUACAAAUAUUAUCAGUGCUGCUGUGACUCCAGCGUUUGUGCAGCAAUUUCCAGGUCUAAAUGGUCUUGGCAUAUCCACUGCUCGGCUAGACCUUGCACCAGGAGGUGUCGUACCAAUGCACACCCACCCAGCUGCCACUGAAAUUCUCUACGUGGUCUAUGGAAAAAUAACUGCUGGGUUUAUUUCCUCUGCAAAUACUCCUUAUGUCAACACUCUAAAGACAGGUGAGGUUAUGGUGUUUCCACAAGGGCUGCUUCAUUUCCAGAUAAAUGCAGGUGGGAAACCAGCACUUGCUAUUGUUAGUUUCAAUAGCCCUGAACCUGGUCUGCAAAUUCUUGAUUUCGCAUUGUUUGGCAAUAGCUUGUCCUCUGCUUUGAUAGAGAAAACCACUUUCCUUGAUGAUGCUCAAGUGAAGAAGCUCAAGAGUGUUCUUGGUGGUACUGGCUAGGGUUGAUAAGAUCAGUUUCUUGCUCAUUAUCCCUUGUUUGGUGUGUUGUAGUUGGAUAAUUGUGAUUUGUUCUUCGAGAUAUGUAUUUUUCUGAUUAAUGUUAAGUGAUUUAUGCAAUUAUUUGUUUCGAUUCAUAAUGCCAGCUUUCCUCAGUGUUCGUGCAA
Messenger RNA from Jatropha curcas, 918 nucleotides. RefSeq names its product germin-like protein 1 (gene GER1). Gene Ontology annotation, molecular function: manganese ion binding. Lineage: Eukaryota; Viridiplantae; Streptophyta; Magnoliopsida; Malpighiales; Euphorbiaceae. The record is from RefSeq and is a predicted model, not a curated record.